AUGGCUUCAACAAUAGUUUGCUUAUGGCUUUUAUUUAUGAUUAUCACACAAGUAGUCGGAGAAGAUACACAAUCGAUGAUAAUGUCUUUAAUGGUUGAUUCCACGAAUUGUCAAGUAGCUUGUUUAACUCAAAGUCAAUGCAUAGCAGCCACUUUUUAUCGAUCAACUUUUAAUUGUGAAUUAUUUGAUAAUAUAUUGAACCAAAAUGGAAAUAUGUUGGCUAAUAUGGAUGCGACUAGUAUGAGUAUUAUUAGUGGAACACGAUUUCCACCAGCAACUACGACAACAACAACAACAACAUCCACUGCAUCAUCAACAGUAUGUACCUGCUCACAGACUGCUAUUACCAUAUUUGGCAGUCAAGCAGGUACAUCUGGCUCUAACCUUACACUUCUUUCUCAACCAAUUGGAAUGUAUUAUGACGGACCUAGCAAUAUGUUAGUCGUUGCGGAUUUUGGAAAUCAACGUAUUCUACGAUUUUCUAUUACGAAUCCGCCUACAGUUGCAACAGUGAUUGCUGGAAGUAAUGGUCAAGGUUGCAACAUGAAUCAGUUUUAUUGGCCUAAUGGAAUAGGUGUUGAUAGUUCUGGUCAAUUGUAUGUAGCAGAUUUCUUUUGCAAUCAGGUCGUUAGAUUUCCAUCAAAUUCAAAUUCGACGACAUCUGGAACACUUCUCGGUUCUGUAGCUGUAGCAGCAUUAAUAUCCAUAAAUCAAUUGACUAAUGAUAUCUAUGUAGCUAGCUACAAUGAUAAUGCGAUAUACAAAUUUGUUGGAGGUAGUGGACCAUCGGUGGUUGCAGCAGGUGGCAAUGGUAAUGGAAAUGCCUCAAAUCAGCUGUCAGGUCCAAAUGGUGUUUACUAUGAUUACUUAUAUACAAAUUCUUUGUACGUUGCGGAUAGUGGUAAUAAUCGUAUAUUGAAAUUCGCAUCGGGUUCAACGAGUGCAACUUAUGGAACAGUUGUCGCUGGAGGUAACGGAGCUGGAAAUGGAACAAAUCAGUUGAAUAACCCAAGAUCUAUAGUGGUCGAUAGUAGUGGAACUCUCUAUAUAUCUGAAGCAGGUAACAAUCGUGUUACACGUUGGCUACAAAAUUCGAGUAGGGGCAUUACAAUCAUUGGUGGUACACAAGGAGCAGCAGCGAAUCAACUAUAUUUCCCUGAACAAAUCCUCUUUGAUGGAUCUCGUAACCUGUUGGUUGCUGAUAGAUAUAAUAAUCGAAUACAACUCUUUAAUAUAACAACAGCAUGCUAG
Molecule: messenger RNA, 1251 nt
Organism: Adineta steineri
Lineage: Eukaryota; Metazoa; Rotifera; Eurotatoria; Adinetida; Adinetidae
Source: the annotation of a GenBank genome assembly